Hypoxylon fragiforme is the source of this 1661-nucleotide messenger RNA. RefSeq names its product DUF803-domain-containing protein. Gene Ontology annotation, biological process: magnesium ion transport. NCBI's taxonomy places the organism in Eukaryota, Fungi, Ascomycota, Sordariomycetes, Xylariales, Hypoxylaceae. Gene Ontology annotation, cellular component: membrane. The transcript is spliced from 7 exons. Gene Ontology annotation, molecular function: magnesium ion transmembrane transporter activity. The record is from RefSeq and is a predicted model, not a curated record. The coding region runs from base 304 to 1512 and encodes 402 amino acids.
CGCUUUCCUUACGUACCGCCGUCAGCCACCAAGCUUUUUGGAGUGGGCGCAAGCGAUUCGAUCGUUCCUAUUCGGGUAUUCGUGGCAUCUCCGCCGACUAAGGCGCAAAAAAAAAAAAAAAAGAGGAUAGAGACCACCUGACUCCGACUCCGACUCCCUUUCGUAACUACCUACUUACCUCGCCCGGCGCGAGCCAUCCACCUAACCUUUGCGACGACUCUCGUAUUCUUUUUCCCUUUUACCAACCAUUUUUAUCAAACAAAACGCUGUGAUCUCUCGGUCGCAGCGAGUAAAUCUGUCUCCAUGAUGAUGCUAGAUGAGAAAUAUAUCGGGUUAGCGUUAGCUAUAUCCUCGAGUUUAGCCAUUGGCACAAGUUUUGUAAUAACAAAGAAGGGAUUAAUACAAGUAGAAGAGAAACACGGCUUCUCCGGCGAUGGAUUCGUCUAUCUUCGGAAUCCCUUGUGGUGGGCAGGAAUGAUAACCAUGAUUACUGGAGAGAUAUGCAACUUUGCUGCAUAUGCCUUUGCUCCAGCUAUUCUAGUCACGCCCUUGGGAGCUCUGUCUGUCCUAAUUGGAGCCGUCUUAGGAUCCUACUUUUUAAAGGAGGAGCUGGGAACCUUGGGCAAACUUGGCUGCGCUAUCUGCCUGCUGGGGGCCGUUGUCAUCGUCCUUCACGCCCCCCCUGACGAAGACAUUCAGACUAUCGAUCAAAUUCUGAAUUACGCGAUUCAGCCCGGCUUCCUUUUGUACUGCACGGUCGUAGCCAUCUUCGCGACCGUCAUGAUCUACAAGAUCGCCCCUGUUCAUGGCAAAAAGAACCCUCUGAUCUACCUUUCGAUCUGCUCCACCGUUGGUUCAGUCUCGGUCAUGUCUGUGAAGGCUUUUGGCAUUGCGCUGAAGCUUACUUUCGCGGGAAACAACCAGUUCUCCCACGCUUCAACAUACGUCUUCAUGAUCCUGACAGCUAUGUGUAUCCUUACACAGAUGAACUACUUCAACAAGGCCCUUAGCCAGUUCAGCACCCAAAUAGUCAACCCCCUUUACUAUGUUACUUUCACGACCGCUACUCUCUGCGCUUCUUUCAUCCUAUUUUCUGGUUUCAACACCACUGAUACAGUCAACACCCUCUCUUUACUAUGUGGUUUCCUUGUCACCUUUACUGGUGUGUAUCUAUUAAACCUCUCGCGACGCGAUCCCAAUGGCACGAGAAUGCUUGCUGGGCAGGGCACGGAUGUUACGGGCACCGAUAUGAUCUCAAGUAUCCAAACACGUCUUAGUAUGCAGGCUAGGCGUAGCACGGGUUCGCGGAUAAGCGUAGGAAGCCGAGGACAUUCCGAUAGGGACGGCCUCAUGCGCGCAUACGACUUAGAGCAAGCAGCAGGCGAAUAUAGCCUCAACGAUCUCACCGAGAGCAGCGACGAUGAGCAUCCCCCUAGAAGAAACGGCUCAGCCCCCACGCCCAAAGGCCAUGAAUCGAUCGAAUUGCAGAAUCGGAAGUCGGCCGAGCGAUGAGAAGGGCCAACGUCAAAUUCUUUGAAGAGGAUAACUUCCCACCCAUCGUUAUCCCCUGUCAUCCCUGUCAACAAAUUCUCAACCGCAUUGUAUAUUUUCCAGCCUGGCGAUGCCCAGCCCCCUUUUUUUCUAAUGAAUUAGAACGUUCA